CAGUUUACCUUCAACACUUCAUUAAAACUCGUCACCUGAUUUAUCUUUCAGCAAAAAUAAUGAUGGCGAACGCUGCAUUUAAAAAUCUGAAGGUCAAUGGAGCUCGUCUCAUGAAAGAUAUCCACCACACUGCACAGUGGGGUAAGGGUGCAGUUUGGGGAAGCGGUGUAAAUGACACGGGAAUGUCACGAUUGUCUCUCUCUUCAGAGGAUAAGCUGGUCCGAGAUUGGUUUGUCAAGCAGACAAAGUCUCUGGGUUGCAAGGUACACAUCGACGCUAUGGGCAACAUUUUUGCUAUUCGUGCUGGACGCAACGAAGGACCGGCAACAUUCAUGGGUAGCCAUCUGGAUACGCAGCCUAGCGGAGGCCGCUACGAUGGUGUACUUGGAGUGUUGGCCGGGUUGGAGGCCUUGAGAGUUCUCGAGGACAACAAAGUCAGCACUGCAUUCCCUAUUGGGCUUGUCAACUGGACCAAUGAAGAGGGUGCCCGAUUCCCGACAUCAAUGGUGUCUUCUGGUGUGUGGGCUGGCUCAAUUCCUCUUGAGCGUGCGCAUAACCUCAAAGAAGUCGGCGGGGGUAAUGCCACUAUGAAAUCUGAACUCCAGAGGAUUGGGUACCUCGGCGACACACCAGCAAGCUAUGAGAGCACGCCUUUAGCAGCGCAUUUUGAGCUCCAUAUUGAACAAGGUCCGAUCCUCGAGGCUGAGAACAAACGAAUCGGCAUUGUCAAGGGCGCACAAGUUUAUCGCUGGCAUACCAUUACCGUCGGCGGCCGCGAGUGCCAUACUGGAGCGACCACUUUCCCGCAUCGUUCAGAUGCUUUGCUUACGGCUGCGAGAAUGAUCUCUCAUUCCCACGUACUCGCAAGUGAGUUUUUGUCGUUGGCAUCUACGGGCGUGCUCACACUCAAGCCUGGGAGCACCAAUACCGUACCUGGAGAGGUCACAUUCUCUCUCGACAUUCGCUCGGGCGCCGAUUCUCAACUAAUGCUGUUAGAGGAAAAGCUCAAGCAGGAUUUUGAGACUAUUGCCAAGGAUGAACUUGUACCAGGGACGACCAGGGCGGGUAUUAAGGGCAGAGGGUGUUCGAUUGAGUGGCAGCUGGAUUCUACGUCGACAGCUACCACUUUCGAUGCGGAUUGUAUCCGUUGCAUCUCCGAGAGUGCAGAAGCUGUUGCAACGGAAGCUGGCAUCGCGGCAGAUGAUUUUAUGAAAGAGGGCAUGAUAAGCGGAGCUGGUCACGACAGUGUAUAUACUUCGAAAAGAUGUCCCACGGCUAUGAUAUUCAUUCCUUGCAAGGAUGGUAUCAGCCAUAACCCUGUAGAAUAUAGUUCUCCAGAGGAAUGUGCCACAGGAGCACAGGUAUUACUUGGUUCUGUUUUGAGAUUUGACGAGCUUCGUGCAGCAAAAGCAUAGUUAGAUCCUUAUUCUACUACAAUAUAUCAGAGUAAAAUAUAGAAAAGUG
Molecule: messenger RNA, 1464 nt
Organism: Pseudogymnoascus verrucosus
Lineage: Eukaryota; Fungi; Ascomycota; Leotiomycetes; Thelebolales; Thelebolaceae
Exons: 5
Coding region: 60-1415 (451 amino acids)
Molecular function (GO): hydrolase activity, acting on carbon-nitrogen (but not peptide) bonds, in linear amidines
Source: RefSeq, a predicted model, not a curated record